AUGGCAGGCGAUGGUCCCAAACCUGGCUUUUUGGGCAACAUCAGCAAGGACCAGGAAGCAAAAUUACAAAUGCUCUGGUCCGUCCUUCUCAAGGCGGGCGAAAUAUCCAUAAGCAAUGAACCUAUCAAUGGCUGCUCGGAGGAUGAUUUCAGUCCAACUCAACCCCAGAGACGGCUAUCGCUCCUUGGCCGCACACAGAGCAACGUCCCCGAAAAAGCCAUCCCAACCCCGAAUACACUAUAUCACCGAAACAUUAUGAGAUACCUCGGAGAAAUUGGGGCUGGUGUGGCUGAAUCAAACGCAAUCAAGAAGGCCCUCUCGAAGAUCACACCCACUGAGCUUCGUACGGGAAUACUUGGCACUCUCAAACACGACCACCCCGAUGCCCUACUUUUGCGUUUCCUCCGCGCUCGCAAAUGGGACGUACCUAAGUCAUUUGCAAUGCUGAUGGAAGCAGUCAUUUGGCGAGUUAAGGAAAUGCAUGUAGAUGACGUGAUGGCAAAGGGAGAGUUACAUGCCCUCAAGCAGACUCAAAACAAGGCCAGCACAAGUGAACAGAAAGCUGGAAAUGACUUCUUGUCUCAAAUGCGAAUGGGAAAGAGUUACGUACAUGGCGUUGAUAGGGCUGGUCGCCCGAUCGUGGUGGUGAGAGUCCGCUUGCACAAGCCUGGGGCUCAGAGUGAAGAAUCUUUGGAGCGAUAUAUUGUCCAUGUGAUCGAAUCAGUGCGACUUACAUUAGCUCCUCCUAUUGAGACUGCAGCUGUUUUGUUUGAUAUGACAGGGUUUGGACUGUCCAAUAUGGAAUAUCCACCUGUUAAGUUCAUUCUCAAGUGUUUCGAGGCGAACUAUCCUGAAUGUUUGGGAAUCAUGCUUAUUCAUAAUGCGCCGUGGGUUUUCUCAGGCAUUUGGCGACUCAUUCGAGGCUGGAUGGAUCCUGAAAUUGCAGCCAAGGUUGAAUUUACAAAUAGUGUCGCCGACCUCGAGAAGUUCAUCCCCCGUGGUCAGAUCGUGGAAGAGAUGGGCGGCAACGAGAAGUGGUCAUACGAAUACGUUGAGCCCGAUUCUACUGAGAACUCACGGAUGGAUGAUACUACAACACGAGACGCACUGGAAAGCGAGCGGCAAGCUAUUGGUGAUGAAUUCCUGGCUGCUACAUCUGAGUGGAUUAAUGCGACUAAAUUGAAGGACACGACGAAGCUCCAAUCCAGUGAAAGCGAAAGAGCUUAUCUAGCCGAGCGACUGCGCGUUAACCACUGGAGACUUGAUCCCUAUGUGCGGGCUCGUCUUCUCCUGGACCGAACGAACGUCAUUCAGGAAGGUGGCAAAAUUGAAUUUUAUCCUGAGAAAGUGCCCAUGGAAUGUGACAUUGAAACAACCAAGGCAUUAGGCGUGGAACACUUAGAGCAGGUUGGGAAUGCCCCUCUGGCAAAUUGUUAUAAAUAUUGA
This is a messenger RNA of Penicillium mononematosum, 1446 nucleotides long. RefSeq names its product CRAL-TRIO domain-containing protein. Bases 1 to 1446 code for a protein of 481 amino acids. The record is from RefSeq and is a predicted model, not a curated record. NCBI's taxonomy places the organism in Eukaryota, Fungi, Ascomycota, Eurotiomycetes, Eurotiales, Aspergillaceae. The transcript is spliced from 4 exons.